Acomys russatus (golden spiny mouse) is the source of this 1348-nucleotide messenger RNA. It is a transcript of the gene Exosc3, whose product is annotated as exosome component 3. Gene Ontology annotation, biological process: poly(A)-dependent snoRNA 3'-end processing; nuclear polyadenylation-dependent rRNA catabolic process; U4 snRNA 3'-end processing. Gene Ontology annotation, molecular function: RNA binding. The transcript has 4 exons. Gene Ontology annotation, cellular component: cytoplasmic exosome (RNase complex); nuclear exosome (RNase complex). Lineage: Eukaryota; Metazoa; Chordata; Mammalia; Rodentia; Muridae. The record is from RefSeq and is a predicted model, not a curated record. Bases 15 to 854 code for a protein of 279 amino acids.
UGCCGGAAGCUGCGAUGGUGACCUCCGCCAUGGCAGAAGUGCUGUCGGGUGCAGCCGGGUCAGGGGCAGGCUGCCGGGCGCGGGUAGCGCACAGUGUGCUGAAUCAGGUGGUUCUCCCUGGGGAGGAGCUGGUGCUCCCGGAGCACGAGGACGUAGAUGGCCUCGGCGGCGCCGGGGAGCAGCAGUUACGUCUGAGUGCGGGGACGCGCCCGCGGCUGCGCGUAGUGUGUGGCCCGGGUUUGCGACGCUGCGGGGACCGUCUGCUGGUCACCAAGUGUGGCCGUCUGCGUCACAAGGAGCCUGGUGGAGGAGGAGGCGGCGUUUACUGGGUGGACUCGCAACAGAAGCGGUAUGUACCCGUGAAAGGAGACCACGUGAUUGGCAUAGUGAUUGCGAAAUCUGGAGAUAUAUUCAAAGUUGACGUUGGAGGGAGUGAACCAGCUUCUUUGUCUUACCUGGCGUUUGAAGGAGCAACUAAAAGAAAUAGACCAAAUGUGCAGGUUGGCGAUCUCAUCUAUGGUCAGUGUCUGGUUGCCAAUAAAGACAUGGAACCAGAAAUGGUCUGUAUUGACAGCUGUGGACGGGCCAAUGGAAUGGGUGUGAUUGGACAGGACGGUCUGCUCUUCAAAGUGACUUUGGGCUUAAUUAGAAAGCUGUUAGCUCCAGAUUGUGAAAUCAUUCAAGAGCUGGGAAAGCUCUAUCCGUUGGAGAUUGUGUUUGGAAUGAAUGGAAGAAUAUGGGUCAAGGCAAAAACCGUUCAGCAGACUUUAAUUCUGGCGAAUGUCCUAGAGGCGUGUGAACACAUGACAACAGAUCAAAGAAAACAGAUCUUUGCCAGAUUGGCAGACAGUUGAUGUGUACGUGUCCUUAGUGGAUAUCUUAGUCAAGACUGAGUUUCCCGGGGAAACCUUUUUUCAGGUGGACAUCUUCCUGUCAGAUCUUCUGAAGAUGCCUAUUGUCUUAGCAGACUCCAAUAAAAUAUUUUUAUAAGAGUUACUGGUCUUCAAUCAUGCAUAGAUGAGAAAAUUGUAAGGUUUUUUUAUAUAAUAAAUUUUGUUUGUAGUAUCUGAAGUUACCUCCCUUAGUUCUGCUAUAAUGCUGCUUCUAUAAUGAGCUGUAACUCAACAUUAAAAUUGUCUUCUGGUUAUGAUAGUAAAACUUGUUUGCAGAUGUUGAACAUAUCAAUUAAAGCAGAGAAAUAACUCGCCUGUAAUCCCAUAAGCCAGUGGACUAGUAUGUAACAGCUUAUACUCAUGUGCUUAUCAAUGUAAAAAGUACUGUUCCAGCUAACUAUAAAACAAUUCCUGGUAACCGCAGAGGACACUAACCCUCAUACAAAUACUGGGCA